UUUUGGGGGCCCCUGUUUUUACUUCAUGAGAAUUUCAGAAGUGACCUUCUGAAAGACAAUCUGUAUGGUUUGUGUUUUGCAACAGGAGGUGCUGCUCCAUGAAGAUCUCAGUAAGAAAGGAGUGUAUUGUAACCAUCCUGUCCUCCUUCAGCUGCUUUCCCUUGAGCGGGCCUGAAUGAAGACAAAUGUAAAGAUGGCAUGUCCAAGGAAUUUUAAAAGGUGUAGACCUCCUGACUGAGCAGUACUGUGUAUUUAAUUCUCUUUAAUUGGUAAACUGCUGUUCUCUCACAGGUGAAAGUCAUGAUCACGCUAACAGAACUCAAAUACUUAGCAGAUGCCCAGUCAUCCUACCACAUCUUAAAACCAUGGUGGGAUGUCUUCUGGUAUUACCUCACCAUGAUAAUGCUACUAGUUGCCGUGCUUGCUGGGGCCCUCCAGCUUACUCAAACCAGAGUAUUGUGUUGUCUUCCUUGCAAGCUAGAAUUUGACAAUCAUUGUGCCGUGCCUUGGGAUUUAGUGAAAGCCAACCUUAACAUGUCGGCUAGUUCUACAGCACAGAUAAUCAUCCCGCUUAAAAUCCAGAAUGAUCUCCAUCGGCAACAGUAUUCCUAUAUUGAUGCAGUAUGUUAUGAGAGACAGCUACACUGGUUUGCCAAAUUUUUUCCAUACCUAGUGCUUCUGCAUACCUUUAUUUUUGCAGCUUGCAGUAAUUUCUGGCUUUACUAUCCCAGCACAAGUUCCAGGCUUGAGCAUUUUGUAGCCAUUCUUCAGAAGUGUUUUGAUUCUCCAUGGACAACGCGUGCCCUCUCAGAAACAGUUGCUGAGCAGUCUGUGAGGAAGUUGCCAAUAGCCAAAUCAAAAGCAGUGAUUUCAUCACCUGGGAGUUCAGUAGACAUAGGGGCCAGCAGACAGUCCCUGCCAUAUUCUCAACCUGGUUUGGAAACAACUGGAAGAGAAAAUUCCUCAAGUGUUCUUGACAAAAAAGAAGGGGAACAAGCUAAAGCUAUAUUUGAAAAAGUGAAGAAAUUCAGAGUACAUGUUGAAGAGAAGGAUGUCAUAUAUACAGUGUAUAUGAAACAGAUUAUAGUGAAAGUCAUUGUAUUUGUAAUAAUAAUAAUUUAUGUUCCCUACUAUUUAUCAUUUAUUACACUUGAAAUUGAUUGUGUAGUUAAUGUUCAAGCCUUUACAGGCUACAAAAGGUACCAGUGUGUGUAUUCGCUAGCAGAAAUUUUUAAAGUUUUGGCUUCAUUUUAUGUUGUUUUAGUGAUCUUCUAUGGCUUAACUUGUACUUACAGUUUGUGGUGGAUGUUAAGAAGUUCACUUAAGCAAUACUCUUUUGAGAAGUUGAGAGAGAAAAGUAAUUACAGUGAUAUACCUGAUGUAAAGAAUGACUUUGCAUUUAUUCUCCACUUGGCAGAUCAGUAUGAUCCUCUUUAUUCUCAGCGAUUCUCAAUAUUCCUGUCUGAUUUGAGUGAAAACAAACUGAAACAGAUAAAUCUUAACAAUGAAUGGUCAGUGGAAAAACUGAAAAAUAAACUAGUAAGAAAUUCCCAAGACAAGAUUGAACUUCACCUUUUUAUGUUAAAUGGUCUUCCAGACAGUGUAUUUGAACUGACAGAAAUAGAAGUCCUAAGCCUGGAACUUAUUCCUGAAGCCAAACUUCCUUCAGCUGUGACUCAGCUAGUCAAUCUCAAAGAACUCAAUGUUUAUCAUUCAUCACUAACUAUGGAUUAUCCAGCAGUCAGCUUUUUAGAAGAAAAUCUGAAAACAUUGCGCCUGAAAUCUAGUGAGAUGGGAAGAAUUCCAUUUUGGGUCUUUCAUCUAAAAAACCUACAAGAAUUGUGCUUAACAGGAUAUUUCAUGCUAGAUCAUCACAGCUCCAUAUACAACGAAAGCUUUCAGGGGCUAAAAAAUCUGAGAUCAAUUCAUUUAAAAAACAACCUUUCUCGUAUACCUCAAGUGGUUACAGACCUUUUGCCUUCCUUACAACACUUGUCUAUCAACAAUGAGGGAAAUAAACUGAUAGUACUAAAUAACCUGAAGAAGCUAGUAAACCUGAGAACCUUGGAAUUAAUCUGUUGUGAUUUAGAGCGCAUUCCUCAUUCUAUUUUUACUUUAAACAAUUUGCAUGAAAUUGACUUAAAAGAAAAUAAUCUCAGAACAGUGGAAGAAAUAAUUAGUUUUCAACAUCUUAAGAACCUUUCUUGUUUAAAAUUGUGGCACAACAGUAUUUCAUAUGUCCCAGUGCAGAUUGGUGCAUUAUCAAACCUGGAACAAUUGUAUCUAAAUUAUAAUAAUAUUAAAAAUGUUCCAUUACAGCUAUUUCUUUGUAAAAAAUUACACUAUUUGGAUCUUAGCUAUAAUAAGCUAACCUCCAUCCCUGAAGAAAUCGGUUAUCUGACCAAUCUGCAAUACUUGGCUUUGACAAAAAACCAUAUUGAAAUGCUGCCUGAUGGAUUAUUUCAGUGCAAAAAGCUGCAAUUUCUUCUUCUGGGAAAUAACAGCCUGAUGAAUUUGUCCCCUUGUGUGGGUCAGCUACUGAAUCUUGUUCAGUUAGAGCUCAUUGGAAACUAUCUUGAAUCGCUUCCUGCUGAACUGGAAGAAUGUCAGUUCUUAAAGCGGAAUAGUCUAAUUGUAGAAGAAAGGUUGUUAAAAACACUUCCGUCUCGUGUAAGAGAGCGUUUGCAGACAUGUUCAGAUAAGUGCUAAGUUUAAAAUUAAACUCUGCAUCAUUGCAUUCUACAAGCCUUUUGCUUAAUAUAUGCUUAAAGAUCUGUAUAGGUGGAGAGAAAUGAAGGAGGGAUAACAGCUUACAAAUCAGUCUUAAAUUUAAAUGUGCUGAACUGAAUUGAUUGUAUUGGAAAAGAAAUACUUCGAUUUGAACAAAAAAUGCAGUUUUGAUGGGUAAUCAUACAUUUGAAAAAUCUGAAAUAUAAAUUGUUGGUUGGGUUCCACUUGUCGAAAUAAUUCAAUUAGAUGUUUAUGGUGGUAUUGAAAUGGAGGAGUUGAUUACCUGGCUAUAGUGAGUGUAUAUACUUUUUUUCCUAUGGGAAUUUUUUUGUUGAUAGUGAUAAUUUUAAACAGUUUCAUCUCCUGCCAUAUGAGGUUUAAGAACUGUCUGGAAUUAGUUUCUAGAUAUGAAUGCUUCACUAACUUAGAAUGUGAUAAAUUAAGAGUUUAAACUAUUUGAGCAGUUCAAUUGCAUGGGGUAUACUGAAAGUAAUUUUUCAACGUACCUUAAUAUUUAAAGCUGUUGACAAAUACUGAGCAUUAAUUCUAUAAUUGUGGAAGAUGCCAUUUGAAUCUUGCUAUGAAACAAGUUGGACAGUAAUACCUGAAAUCAGUUUCAGUAUUUUGUCUUUUAAAAAAGCAAAUAAAAAAUGAAUUAUUGCCUAGAAAUUAGGAGAGAUCAGAAGAAUCUGGAGUAACUGUUGUGUGCAUGUACUAGGCAACGAAUCUUACAGUACUGAUCUUCAUGGAUAAUGGUGGCAAAUGGAAUGUGCUAUAGUUACAAAGUUGUCGUCUAUAUGUUGUGAGCAUCCUAGGUGUUAGUGUAGUUAUGUCGCUGUUUAACAUUUUUAUAACUUCUCAUUAUUGACUGCCUCAGUGCUGCUUCUCCACACCCAGUUACUCUAUUUUGGUGGCUGGGGAAAGGAUGAAGGAGGUUUGUAUUAGGUAGGGACAGAAAAUCAUAGUUAAACAAAAUAAUCACACAGCUUAUAAGAAUUUGGGAGGGAAAAACAGGAAGCAUUACAAGCUUUGCCUCGUCUAGGGAUGUAAUAACUUCAUAAAUUAGUGGUGGAUUGAGUUCUUAUGCCAUCCUUAAUACUUGCAAAACUGGAUGGAAAUAAAAUGGUUCCUGACUUCA
Athene cunicularia (burrowing owl) is the source of this 3868-nucleotide messenger RNA. It is a transcript of the gene LRRC8B, whose product is annotated as leucine rich repeat containing 8 VRAC subunit B. NCBI's taxonomy places the organism in Eukaryota, Metazoa, Chordata, Aves, Strigiformes, Strigidae. Bases 301 to 2709 code for a protein of 802 amino acids. The record is from RefSeq and is a predicted model, not a curated record. The transcript is spliced from 5 exons. Gene Ontology annotation, molecular function: protein binding.